Messenger RNA from Neofelis nebulosa (Clouded leopard), 2630 nucleotides. RefSeq names its product C-type lectin domain family 12 member A (gene CLEC12A). The record is from RefSeq and is a predicted model, not a curated record. Lineage: Eukaryota; Metazoa; Chordata; Mammalia; Carnivora; Felidae. The transcript is spliced from 6 exons. Gene Ontology annotation, molecular function: signaling receptor regulator activity. The coding region runs from base 744 to 1547 and encodes 267 amino acids.
GGAGUGGAAGGGUAGAAGGCCUUAGGUAUUAGUGAAUUGACCAUGAUCCUUCAGUGUGAAUUUUAUUUAUUUUUUAAAUGUUUAUUUAUUUAUUUUGUGAGAGACAGAGAGAGAGAGAGAGAGAGAGCAUAAACGGGGCAGGGACAGGGAGAGAGAGGGAGAGAUUAAUCCCAAGCAAGCUCUCCUCUGUCAGCGCAGAGCCCAGGUUGGGGCUCAAACCUAUGAACUGUGAGAUCAUGACCUGAGCAGAGAUCAAGAGUCAGACGCUUGACUGACUGAGCCACCCAGGUGCCCCUCCAUGAAAUUUUAAAUUAAGCCUCUCAUUUUGACCAAAGCUACUAAUGUACAAAAUGAUUAUAAAGGGUUUUUCUUAAAGGUGCUAAUUAGUACAUUGAACCCUCCAUCUUCUGCGAAUUUUCUGUGUUUUAACAUCACACUCAAGAUGAUUGGGAUAGACUCAUAUUUUGAUUUUACCGGAUGGUGAAACAUUUUUUUUUCUCUCAGUGAAAUGAAGUCUUAGAACAAGAAGCACGUGUUGCCCAGGAGAGUCAUGGUCAUGCAUAUUCUUCAUUUUGCUAAGAAAAUGCUAGUCACAAAUACAAUAAGAAAACUGGCUCUCAUUCCCCCCCCCCCAUGUGACAAGCACUAUCCUAUUUGUCUUAUGACAUAAUCCUGGGCAUCGCCUUUUUUCAGCAGAGAAACAAGGGUUCAGUGAGGACAGGGUGUGCUUGAGUGUCACAUGUAUGUCUGGGGAUUGGGGAAGCCUCUCUACUUUAUUGACCUGCCGGAAUUAUGGAGGAGAGGGUUUGGAACCGAUCAGAGAACCUGCUGCUACUUCCCAUGUGUGGCAUCAGAGAGCCUUGGCUCUGAUUCUCCUAUGCCUUCUGCUGCUGAUUGGACUAGGAAUCUUAGGAAGCGUAUUUUACAUAACUUUGAAGAAAGAAGUGAGAAAAUUGAAUACACUACAAAAUAUCAAAGAAGAACUUCAGAGAAAUGUUUCUCUACAAUUGAUGCAUAGCAUGAAUAGUUCCCAGAUGAUCAGGAACCUAUCUCUCACACUGCAAGAAAUAGCCACCAAAUUAUGUCAUGAGCUUUACCAAAGAGAACCAGAGCACAAAUGUAAACCUUGCCCAAAGAAGUGGAUAUGGCAUGAGGACAACUGUUACCUAGUAACUAAGAACUAUGUAACAUGGCAAAAGAAUGCCAUGUUCUGUUCUGCUCAAAAUGCCAGCCUAUUGAUGAUUAAGAACAAAAGUGUAUUGGAAUUUGUAAAAUCCAGGAACUUACGUAAAUACUGGCUGGGGUUAUCUCCCAGAAAAUAUUAUGCAGAUUACAAGAUAGUGGAUGAGACAAUUUUCUCCUCUGACUGGUUUGUAAGAAAUACAAAGGAUGUAGAUGACACCAUGUUUUGUGGAUAUAUAAACACAAUAUAUGUUUCCUAUACACUCUGCUCUGACUCAAAUAAUAUUAUAUGUGAGAAGCUGGCUAACCCAGUGAAGAUUGAGAACACACUAAUGAGUGAAAUACCAGAUGAAAAAUAUGAUUAGUGCAAGUAAUUUGCUAUUAUGCUGCCAUUUAGGCAACUGCAUAGAGCAUACAUCUUGUGGCCCACACAAAUGGAGUACAGAUGCUAUGAGACUAAAUCUCUGCCUCUCUCCUAACCAUGUACAUUUGUAAACUUUCUUUCUCCUCAUUGGCUAUGGAACAGGAGCCUAAAGUCAUACCUUAUCAUCUAGAUACAGGCUCAAUUUAUGUUGAGCAUGAAUUCAGUGGGUUGGGUGAAUAUACAGAAAACUGAAGCUAACUUUUCCCGCUUUUCCAGAAAUAACAAGGCAAAUACCCACCUUAUAGAACAUCAGGGAAAAUGAAAACUAGGAAUUAAUUAUAUCGAAAGGAUAAUACAUCACGAGCAACUGGAAUUUAUGCUGGUAAUACUGUGGUAGGGUCCCCUCCCUAAGGAGAGAGAAAAAAAGUAACCUGGCUAUGUGCCUAUGUGACAAUAUCCCUCAUGACCUUGUAAACUAAGACUACUUAAUCGACUAUAUGUUUGUGUGUGUUGCCGUAUAUGGGAAACAAAGAAAUAGAAAACGUAUAGAAAACUAUACCACAUGACGUUCGGUGCUCAGUUCUUCGAGUAUGAACCCAACUGAGCGGUGCUGGCACGAAUAAAGUUGCUUCCUGGAAAUUCAAAAGCCUCAGUGUUACAACUCUCUGUGCAAGAAUCCUGCUACAAUACAGGUUGACUUACAUGUUAGGAAAAAAAACAUAAGAAAGAGAAAGAAAAAAUUUAUUUUAGUAGAUGUGGAAAAGCAUUUGAGAAAACGUAAUACCUAAUCUCUCAGGAAACUUGAAGCAGAAGAUUUCCCUAAUCUGCUAAAGGAAGGUGACAUCAAAAGAGUGAAAAGAAAAACAAACCAAACAAAGGACUAAUAACCACCUGUAAACCUAACACCAUGCUUGUGGUAAAAAAGUGAAUGUUUUGCUUUUGAGCUCCGGAACCAGAUCAGAAUGGCCUUUAGCAUUUUGUUCAGUAACCUGGAGGCCCUGGCAGUAAAAUAAGGCAAGGAAAAUAAAUUUAAAUAUGUAAAACAUGAGAAAGGAAGAAAUAAAACAUUUUUAUUUGUAGCUAA